UUUAACCGGAAGCUGUAUCAGUGCCGCUGGUUCUUCCUCAGCAUCCUCUCCUCCAGCUUGGGAGCCCCAAGACACAGAGCAUCAUCCCGGUAACAUGGACGACGUCCCGCCGAUCAUCACCAUCCAGAUCGCUCUCCGAAUCCAGCCGAACGAUGGACCCGUAUUCUUCAAGGUGGACGGAACCCGCUUCGGUCAGAGCCGAACCAUCAAGCUGCUGACGGGCUCCAAGUACAAAAUCGAGGUGGUGCUGAAGCCCGGAGCCGUGGAGGCCACCAACAUGAACAUCGGAGGAAUUAUCUUCCCUCUGGAACAGCAGUCCAGGGAUGAGGAGUCGGUGGUUUAUAACGGCCAGUACAACACAGAGGGCGUCCCACAUACGAAGAGCGGAGACCGCCAGCCCGUCCAAGUCAGCAUAGAGUUCAACAAGGCCGGGACGUUUGAGACGGUCUGGCAGGUCAAGUACUACAACUACUACAAGAGGGAGCACUGCCAGUUCGGCAACAAGUUCAGCAACAUCGAGUACGAGUGCAAACCCAACGAGACGCGGACCCUGAUGUGGAUCAACAAAGAGGCGUUCAACUGAGCCAGGACAUCAGAAGGACGCGCUGUCCACUGUUUGUCCAGAUCCUGAUGUUUGUUCUGUCCUACUAGCACCAGGACUAAGUCAGCUGUUCUCCAUGCUGGUCUUCAUGUGAGCUGAACCUGGUAGUCAUCUUUAAGAGUCAGAAGGGAGGGCUGAUUCAUUAGUGUGUUCAGGAAGUAGCUUAACUCAACAUGAUGUUCAAGGAAGACCAGGAUGGAUAACAGCUGAAGAACGACCCUGUUUAAAAAUUCUGAUCCAGUCCUCAUGUCUUCAUGUUCUCCUUCUACACAGCCAGGUUUUCCUGUACCCUUUUCGAUUGGUCUGGAUUAGCAGGUCUCCAAGCUUCCUGAAGGUCAUUUAGGAUUUUUCUUCGGGUCUGCAGGUAACAGACACUCUCCAGCUCCUCCUGGAGAAUCCAGAUCUGCAUAUCCAUGCACAUGGCCCUCCAGGGUGUUCUGAUCCAUCCAACCACCAAUCAGGACCAGCAGGAUAUCUAAACUUCCUGAUCUGGGAUGAUGUGGAUUUUUCUAGCUGCUUGGAAGGAAAACCCGGACUGGAUGAGAACUUUGGAUCAGCUCUGUGCUCUUAGAGGCAGAUGAUGUUUGAGCGUUCUGAUGGUGUUCUGUGUAUUUUUGUUUAAACUUACCUGAAACUUUGAGUUUAGUAACAGAUUCAUGGAAAAUAAAUGAGCUUCCAUGUUGAAACCGGGACUAUUUUCAGCAGCCGAUGAAUCCUGUCAUCCUUUGAAUCUCUGUGUCCUGCUGUGAGGACGAGGAGGAUUUCUUCUCUUCAAACGGUGCUUUCCAUCACACGCUGCGACUGCUUUUCUUUCUGCAGCAGCUGCUGAUUUCUGCACUGAAUGAUUCAUUUUGCCAAACCUGAUCUGUUGCUUCUUGUUUUGCAUUCAGCUGUUGUGUAGCGGUGAAUAAAGUGUCCUGAACCACC
Messenger RNA from Girardinichthys multiradiatus, 1528 nucleotides. RefSeq names its product cannabinoid receptor interacting protein 1a (gene cnrip1a). NCBI's taxonomy places the organism in Eukaryota, Metazoa, Chordata, Actinopteri, Cyprinodontiformes, Goodeidae. Gene Ontology annotation, biological process: negative regulation of signaling receptor activity. Gene Ontology annotation, cellular component: plasma membrane. Bases 95 to 583 code for a protein of 162 amino acids. The record is from RefSeq and is a predicted model, not a curated record. Gene Ontology annotation, molecular function: type 1 cannabinoid receptor binding. The transcript has 3 exons.